UGCAAUUCGCAGCGUGAGAUCGCUGGGUAAGAAACAGUUAUGCCUGUAUAAUCAUCUCUGCCUCAAUGUCGAGGAGUUUUAUAUUUUUGCUAUUUUCAUUCUUCCAACCUAUUUGUGGCCAUUAAUUGUUCAUAAAUCCAUGAAGUGCGUAUAUUAAGUAUGUUAAUAAAGCUAUAAAUCAUUAAUAUUUUAUAUUGAACGAAACAAUGGCGUUUAAGUGCUGUGUUGAAGAUUGAUCUGUUGAAAAUCAUGCCUCAAGACACGAAAACAAAGUCUAGAGGAACUUUACUAAAUAAAGUCGAAGCAGAUACGGAUUCUGACGUUCCAGAAUUUGCGCUGCCCCCAAAAAGUAUUGUGAAAAGGACGAAGAAAUUCGCGAGGAAAAGAAAACAUUCUAAUUGGCGAAAAUCUUUUCAAAAUUGUCGUCGUUAUUGCAGUGGCGUUUUUCUGGUUUUAGUGUUAUGUGCUUGUGUCUUGGGAAUUUCGUUGUUGUUUUGGUUUUCCCUGAGAUUAUACAGAGAUGUUGAAAAUUUAUCUCGUCGUUUAACUAUUGAAGUGAAUCGCGUUGGGAUAGAGCAAGCAGAAAACCUAAAGAAAUGCUUGUCACUUGAAAAGAGAAUGACAGAUAACAUAAAAAUUUUGCAAACAGAGAAAAAUAAAAUUUUGGACUUGAUGAUGGAGCUUGAAAACACUCAUUUAAAGAUAUCUCAUAUAAAUGGGACACUUCACACGAUAUUUAGCUCGUUGCACAGUCCAAACAGUUUGAAAUCUGUAAGUCGCACUGUAAUUGCUUUGCAAAAAGGAAUGGCAGAUACUGGUGCAGAAAUUACAAAGAUUAAUCAUGAAAUUAAGCAAUUAAAAGUUCAGAAAUCAUUGCAUUCAAGGGCUAUCAAAGAAUGUUUCUUGAAAUGGAAUAUUUCAUUGGAGUUAAGCAAUAUCACUGGAAAGUCAAUGUUUUCUGGAAACAUAAAUGAUUUUGUUGGAAAGCAACUUUACAUGUCAAGAAGCCUAGAUGAAGAUAAUUUAAACAAAUCAAUUUUGAAAAAGUCAGUUAUAUCGAAAAUAAUGAAAACGUUGAACCGUUCGUUGAUUUCGCAAAUGAAGGAAAUCCUAGCAGAAGACAACGUGUUGAAGAAUAAACAAGUUAUAAAUUCCUCUUUGCAGAACUUAAGUGAACACAUCGAAACAAUACCUUUACUUUGGAAAGAACUGCAAUUGCAGAAUCAAUCAAUUUAUUUCAUUAGAAAUUUGAUUGAUCAACACAAGCUGUAUAAGUCCAAAAGUCAAGAAAGCACAUCACAUUUUACUGGCGAUCCUGCAACACCUAUUGAAGGUGAGUUUGAGGAAGAUCCUCAAAAAAAUAAAAAAAGAGACUCACCUGGGGCUGCUUAUGAUGAAAAUACAUCAAAUCAAGGCACAGACUACUUCAACAGGUUUCAUAAAUUGAUGGAUGAUGAUGUCACAUAAUGGUAAAAUAUCGCUAAAAUAGUGUUGGUAUAGCGAUCAAAUUGCUUUAUGGUGUAUUGUACUGGUGAUAACCACAAAUUUGUGAUGCAUAGUCGUUAAAUAUCACUUUUUAACCCAAA
Molecule: messenger RNA, 1586 nt
Organism: Xenia sp. Carnegie-2017
Lineage: Eukaryota; Metazoa; Cnidaria; Anthozoa; Malacalcyonacea; Xeniidae
Exons: 8
Coding region: 250-1467 (405 amino acids)
Source: RefSeq, a predicted model, not a curated record